Angiostrongylus costaricensis is the source of this 715-nucleotide messenger RNA. The record is from the annotation of a GenBank genome assembly. Lineage: Eukaryota; Metazoa; Nematoda; Chromadorea; Rhabditida; Metastrongylidae.
AACCUCUGCUCUUAAGAUAUCGAUUUUCCUUCUUAAAAUGUUUCUUAUAGCUCGUGGUCGAUCAUACUUGAACGAGUUAUUUCAUCUCGAGGAUAAAUCACGCUUGGCUUCCGAAGACGACUACAAAUUUCUUUCCGAUUACAUUAAAGAAGUGUUUGAGACAAUGGCAUUGGUAAACUACCCAUAUCCGGCAGAAUUCUUUUCUCUGUUGCCUGCUUGGCCAGUAAAGGUCGUUAAUCUUUACUAUAACUAUACCGGAACGACAAAGUCAUUAUGUGCCAACCCGUCGUUUUGUCCGAGUGCUGAGGCAUCCAUCGGUGAUCCCAGGGUAUGGACAUGGCGGUACUGCACCGAAAUGCUUAUGCCGCAAUGCUCAAGUGGAUGGCCAAAUGAUUUCUACUGGAAGACGUGUCCAUUCAACGUUGAACGGGAAGUUGAGGAAUGUAAAACUUGGUUCGACAAAAUUGGUUUCGAUCGCUCAAUGUUCCGCCCUCGCUGGAUAACUCAGAAUUUUGGUUCCGAAUUUCCAUCAGCCAGCAACAUCGUUUUCUCGAACGGCUACCUCGAUCCAUGGUCUUGUGGUGGUUGGUCGCUUACGCCGAAAAUUGAGGGAUCACUGGUGUCGAUAAUAUUGCAGAACGGGGCUCACCAUUACGACCUUCGGGGCGCACACUCGAACGACACGGAUGAGAUGAUAAUCAUGUCACUGCUAUGA